AUGCGCGUGGUGGUUAUUGGAGCCGGGGUCAUUGGACUGUCCACUGCCCUUUGCAUCCAUGAGCGCUACCAUUCAGUCCUGCAGCCACUGGACAUGAAGGUCUACGCGGACCGCUUCACCCCGCUCACCACCACCGACGUGGCUGCUGGCCUCUGGCAGCCCUACCUCUCCUACCCCAGCAACCCACAGGAGGCGGACUGGAACCAGCAGACCUUUGACUUUCUACUGAGCCACGUCCAUUCUCCCAAUGCUGAAAAAAUGGGCCUGGCGCUAAUCUCAGGCUACAACCUCUUCUGUAAAGCCGUUCCGGACCCUUUCUGGAAGGACACAGUUUUGGGAUUUCGGAAGCUUACCCCCAGAGAGCUGGACAUGUUUCCCAAUUACAACUAUGGCUGGUUCAACACAAGCCUAAUCCUGGAGGGGAAGAACUAUCUGCGGUGGCUGACUGAAAGGUUGACUGAGAGGGGAGUAAAAUUCUUCCAGCGGAAGGUGGAGUCUCUUGAGGAGGUGGCAAGAGGAGGCACAGAUGUGAUUAUCAACUGCACCGGGGUGUGGGCCGGGGCGCUGCAACCGGACCCCCUGCUGCAGCCAGGACGGGGGCAGAUCAUCAAGGUGGAUGCCCCUUGGAUGAAGCACUUCAUUAUCACCCAUGACCCAGAUGGCAGUAUCUACAAGUCCCCAUACAUCAUCCCAGGGAUCCAGACAGUUACUCUCGGAGGCAUCUUCCAGCUGGGGAACUGGAGUGAGCUAAACAAUAUCCAGGACCACAACAUGAUUUGGGAAGGCUGCUGCAGGCUGGAACCCACACUGAAGGAUGCAAGAAUUGUUGGUGAAUGGACUGGCUUCCGGCCAGUACGCCCCCAGAUUCGGCUAGAAAGAGAACGGCUUUGUGUUGGAACUUCAAACACAGAGGUCAUCCACAACUACGGCCAUGGAGGCUUUGGGCUCACCAUCCACUGGGGCUGUGCCUUGGAGGCGGCCAAGCUCUUUGGGAAAGUGCUGGAAGGAAAGAAGCUGUCCGUGCCGCCACCAUCCCACCUCUGA
Molecule: messenger RNA, 1044 nt
Organism: Cynocephalus volans (Philippine flying lemur)
Lineage: Eukaryota; Metazoa; Chordata; Mammalia; Dermoptera; Cynocephalidae
Gene: DAO
Product: D-amino acid oxidase
Exons: 10
Coding region: 1-1044 (347 amino acids)
Biological process (GO): D-alanine catabolic process; D-serine catabolic process; L-proline catabolic process
Cellular component (GO): cytoplasm
Molecular function (GO): FAD binding; D-amino-acid oxidase activity
Source: RefSeq, a predicted model, not a curated record